AUGGCGUGAGUUAACUGCCAAGUAGACUGACGUGUGCUCAGUCAUCAGCGAGAAAACCAUAGGAAAGGGUGUGGAGGGGGGCAGGUGGUAACUGAAUUGUAGGCAGAAGGUUUCGGUUCGAUGUGCACACAUAACGCCAGUUGGCGAAGAUCAUAUUUUCGCACAAAUGAUUAGCGACGCAACAUUAAUGAGAAAGCUGGCUACAAUGAUACUGUGUUCAGUAGGUCAUCAGACAUUCGUGAUAUCGGGACAAUAUACUUACUGUAAUCCAGAUCACUCAGCCUUCACCCUGAGGCUAACAAUCCACCCUCAAAUCACCGUAAUCAUCACAAUCUUCCUCUUCUUUUUCUUCGUCUUCUUCUUCUUCUUCUUGUCCUCCUUCUGCCUCCUCCUCUUCCUCCUCCUCCUCCUCCUUCUCCUCCUCCACCACCUCCACCACCACCAGCCACCACCUCCUCCUCCUCGUCGUCCUCCUCCUCCUCAUCCUCCUCCUCCUCCUCGUCCUCCUACCCCUACUCCCCCUUCUUCUUCCUCUUUUUCUUCUUUUUUUUCUUCUUCUUCUUCUUCUUCUUCUUCUUUCUUUUCUUCUUCUUCUUACUCUUCUUCUUCCCCCUCCUCCUUCUUCUGCCUCUUCUUCUUUAUCUUCUUUUUCUUCUUCUUCUUCGUCUUAUUCUUCUCAUUUUCAUCAUCAUCAUUAUCUUCCACUUCUGCUAUGUCCCCGACUCGUCCUCGUCCCUCUCCACAGAAAAUUGCAAUGGCAAUGAAAGUAUACGGUCCGCUAGAAUUAUUCGAUGGGCGUGGAGUAAUGCGCCGCCCUUAACCUGGCAAACAUACACACAAACGUCAGCAGUAAGGAAGCCUACCUCUAUUUCCCUCCUUCUUCUCCAGCUCCAUCUCCCUUUUCGUGACUCUCCUCAAAUUCAUGCUCUUUAAAAGCACAGAAAAGGACAACCGCUGGGAUUUCAGUAGACUCCUUUACCGCGCUGACCGGCGCUGCGUCGGUGGGUGA
Molecule: messenger RNA, 1009 nt
Organism: Spirometra erinaceieuropaei
Lineage: Eukaryota; Metazoa; Platyhelminthes; Cestoda; Diphyllobothriidea; Diphyllobothriidae
Source: the annotation of a GenBank genome assembly